CUGGCGCACGGCAGUCUCGUGUUCUGUCUUGGCGGACUAAGUCGCUCUACUUGGAAAAAGGCGGGAAAAUCAGUGCAGUGUACAGUUUGCCAGUUUUAUUUAAAUAAAAAAUGUCACCAAAAAGUACAAAUAGCGGUGAAGAUGAGUGCGAUACUGAUGCUCUUAAAUCGGAAGCUGAAGAUGAUAAAGGUGGACUGGAGGCGAAGAUGUCACUGCUGAACGGAAUCACGGUUAUCGUAGGUUCGAUUAUCGGCAGUGGCAUUUUUGUGUCACCCACUGGUGUUUUGAAGUAUACGGGAAGUGUCAAUGCUAGUCUUCUAGUUUGGAUAACAUCAGGAGUUUUUAGUAUGGUGGGUGCCUACUGCUAUGCUGAGUUGGGUACAAUGAUUCGACAGAGCGGUGCUGAUUAUGCCUACAUCAUGGAGACAUUUGGGCCCUUCGCUGCCUUUAUUCGAUUGUGGAUCGAAUGUAUGAUUGUUAGACCUUGUUCUCAGGCGAUCGUGGCGCUGACAUUCAGUGUGUACGUCCUGAAGCCGAUAUUCCCAGAGUGUCAACCACCUGACGAGGCCACUAGAUUACUGGCUGCUUGCUGUAUAUUGCUAUUGACAUUUAUAAACUGUUGGUCUGUACGUGCGGCGACGAGGGUGCAGGACUGGUUCACAUACGCAAAGCUCUUGGCGCUCUUCAUCAUCAUCGCUGCUGGAUUAUACCAACUGUGCACAGGGCAUGUAGAGCAUUUCACAUUUGAAGGUACAACGAAUGACGUCACUUCCAUUGCCUUAUCAUUCUAUUCUGGUCUCUUCGCUUAUAACGGAUGGAACUACUUAAAUUUCAUAAUAGAAGAACUUAAAGACCCGGUUCGGAACUUACCUCGUGCCAUCGCUAUUUCCUGUACUCUUGUAACCAUCGUCUAUACACUCACUAAUGUGGCCUUUUACACCACACUAUCUCCUACUGAGGUUCUCGGUUCAGCCGCGGUAGCUGUAACAUUCGCUGAGCGAUUGUUCGGUGCUUUUGCACUAUGUAUACCAUUGUUCGUAGCUGCUUCGACAUUUGGCGCUGUCAAUGGAGUAUUACUUACGUCUUCAAGAUUAUUCUACGCGGGCGCAGCGCAAGGCCAAAUGCCUGCGAUGUUAACGAUGGUGUCUUCUCGAGCGACACCCGUGCCUGCUGUAUUAGCCGUGGCGCUUUUGUCGCUUCUCUACUUAACUGUAUCAGACAUACAGGCUCUUAUUAACUAUGUUGGAUUUGCUACAUGGUUGAGUAUCGGUGCGGCCGUGCUAUGUCUGCCGGUUCUGCGGUAUACACAGCCAAAUCUUGAACGACCCAUCAAAGUCAACCUUUUCUUCCCUAUCCUCUACAUAAUCUGCACAAUCCUAGUAGUGGCAUUUCCAGCUGUAGCGUCUCCAGCUGAAACGGGCGUCGGCUGUCUCAUGAUACUGACAGCUGUACCGGUUUAUUUACUUCUAUUGGAGCCUAGGACGAGGCUGACUGGACUUGGAUCUCUUACUGGGGCAGCAACGCGUUUAAUACAGAAGUUAACAUUAUCGGUGCGACCAAAAACAAAGUAAUCAACCACAGCCUGCAUAUCGGAUAAUCGGACUGACAGCCACAAUAAGCUAUGUGUUCUUCCUCUAUGAUGUAUGAUUUUAUUUUAAUAAAAUACGAUAAUUCCCAAUGGUACAGAAAUGGGAUCAAAACCUCAAAUCCAUAGAGUCAUAAUGGUCGUAUGAAACGCUUUAUUUGUAUUGGCAAAAUGGAUAUUUACCAAGAAAUGGUGAAAAUUAUCAUGACAAUCUGGGAUUAUUAGUUCAGGGAUCUGAUUUUUUAGGUACAUGUCAAUGAAUAAUUAUUAUCAUAGCUAUAAGUUAAAUUAAGUUUAAGACCAAUUUUUUUUAAUAAAUCUGAUCAUCAAUAAAGCAGGAGUUCGUGAACAUUAUUAAGAAAAAGCUUUAAGAAUGCAUUUGAUGUUUGAUAAUUCUAAUAAACAAAGUGUAUACACGGCAAUUUUCAAGUAUAUUUUAUUUACGCUUUUAUAAUAAUAAUAUUAUCAGCUAUGAAAUUGUAAUAGAAUUAUGAAGUUCCUCGGAAUCUCUAAUGACCAAUCACAAAUGUGUAGCGAUUUGACAUUAAAAACGAUUAAGAUUCACACAAGUUUAAAUGCGAAUGAAAUUUCCAUCUAUUGUCUAUGACUUCAUGACUUUGACAGAUCGGACAAAUCGUUCGCGCUUAGACAUGUCUCUGAAUCUCAGACUCAAUGUUGUAUCUUUGUCUGUAUUAUAUAAUAAUCGAAUAAGAUUGGCUUAAAAGACGUUUUUAGUUUAAAUAAUUCAGUUAGUGUGAAAUUCAACUGUAUAUAAAAAAGACACUACGAAUUUUCGUAACAAAACCUAUGAAAUAUGGUUUGUGUUCUUAAAAAUAUGGUACAUUCGCGCGCCAAAAAAUAUGUAUUAAAUAAGUCUUGUUUGCCCAAUGUUGGACAAUAUUUUUACUAGAAAUUUCUAGCUUUUAUAAAGUAAUUGAGUAGAUAAUACCGAAAUAAUAUUUUUUUUACUUAGCCUUGUGACUACAUUUUAGUGACAAAUAAGUAUACCUCCUAAGGUUAUUUAUCAUUUAUAACAAAAUGGCUGUGUUUAAUUUUACAUUCCAUUAAAGUUAUUUGGAAUAUCGUUUUUAUUGCUUUUAUAAUAAACAAAUUUUACAAUUUGUUUAUUUUGUAAAUACAUAUUGCUACUCUCAUACAUGACAUUCCAAAGUAAUUAAGGUUUUUAUUUCAUAAAUAUUGGGCUUACAAAGCGUUGUAGUUGCCAAGAUCGCGGAAUCAUUAUAAGUUUUUUCUAAUAAAGUUAUAAUUGAGUAACUUUAAGUAGGCAGGAGAAAACUAUAGAUAAUGUAUUCUAUACACUCAUUUACUUAAAACAAAUGACCGUCAUACGAGGUGUCAUAUCAAGGAAUAUGAAAAAGCAUUUUUUUUUUAAUUUGGAUGAGCAAUAUUGACCUAAAACGGUGCGUCAGGCACAGAAGGCUGACCUACAUGCCUAUUAAGAAAAAUAAACGAUUACGGAAUAGUCUUUGAGGCCAAAACCACGGUUAAGCGCGGCUAUUUUAUUUCAUUUCCCUCUUUGCAAACAUAUAUGAAGUUCCCAUAAAUAUCAGCUCCUACGCCAUAGACAUAAGGCAUGUAUUAAUUAAUACUCUUAAUAAAUACAUGCUUCCUUUUAAGUUACUCAAUUAUAUACAAUAUAGCUUUAAGAUUUAUAAUACUGCGCAUGAUGUGUAUUUUUGCUCAUGUUAACUAAAUCAUACCCAAUGUUGUUUAGAUGUAGAUAAGCUUUAUAUAACUGUCAUGUGAUGUUGUAUAUCGUUGUUUCUGUUUAGGUUGUCUCACAGACACAAUGUGACAAUAAUAAAAUACCUAUUCACUC
Molecule: messenger RNA, 3425 nt
Organism: Pieris brassicae (large cabbage white)
Lineage: Eukaryota; Metazoa; Arthropoda; Insecta; Lepidoptera; Pieridae
Product: large neutral amino acids transporter small subunit 1
Exons: 13
Coding region: 111-1571 (486 amino acids)
Biological process (GO): amino acid transmembrane transport
Cellular component (GO): membrane
Molecular function (GO): L-amino acid transmembrane transporter activity
Source: RefSeq, a predicted model, not a curated record